UCACUGUGUGUCUCCUGCACACAGUAACGCUCCCCUCCUUACCGCUCUUUAAUUCUCUGUAAAUUCCAGCGAGUGCGAGUGUGUUGCGUUGUGCAUGUGUGCGUCCCUGCCUCUGGUCGCCUGAACAUCUCAUCACAUGAGAGGAGCACAGGCUGCCUGGAUCUGGAUAACUUGAGAGCGACAGAGAAAAAGAUGAAGAAAGAGGGAAAAAAGGGAAAAUAGGGCGAGGUGAAGUAGUGAUUGUACCAGAGUGUGGCUCAGAGCGGUUGGCUGAUGACGUGAAGUGCUGCACACACAUCUGGAACAGCUUGAGCAGCUGCACCUGAAGAGAAGGGCUCCUCCGCAAAGCCUCUGCCGGCACUUUCUCUUUCCCCACUCGUGCUCUUUUUUUUUUUUUUUUGCUUCCUCCCCUGUUUUCUCUUGCAGUCUCUGAAUCUUUCUGGUUGCCGCCUGUUGGAGCGCUGGGAUGGUUACCCGCUGUGCAUCUGUAAAGAGGAGCGAGUGAACCGAAGCGAAAGAGAAGAGGAGAGACGAGGCACAAGGGGACAGUUACAUGGGAAAGAAUUAUUAAGCACGAGGUAGGAGAGCAAAGUUGACAACCAUGUUAUGAGCGUAAGUGAAGAAGAAGAGAGUGAGCGCGAGAAAAUCUAGAGAAAAGAGAGGGAUGGAGAAGGAGAGAGUGUCAAAGAGAGGGGGAUUAAGAAGCCGGAAUGCGCUGACACUGGAGACCUGAGUUUCUGUUUGCAUUUGGCACAGCACAUCCUGUCACUCCACAGGUUUACCCACACAUACACCGAUUUACCAACACACACACUUGUGUUUGCUUUGGAGGAUGAUCCCAGGAGGCCACGCCAGGAGAAGAGAACACCUUCCAAGGAGCUAUUAACCCCCCCUCCACCUCCUCACCCUGAGUUUGCCUCCCACCCAGCUUCCCAAAAGUGCCCUCCCACCCUCCCUCCGGCCCUCUCAGCCUACCUGCACUAGUCACAACACGCUGGAGCCGAAGAGUCACCGAGUCACACUUACUGAGAGCCGAGAAACCCCUGGAUUGCCUAUGGGACACAGUUGCAUUCACACUGGCUGAGAAAGACUGAGGAGCUUUACUUAUCCGCUGACCUGCAGGAUGUCUAAAGCCUCCAGGCUGGCCCGGCCCCCCUCUGCAGGGGCCGGAUCCAAGCUGCCCUCCCCGAGGAAGGAAUGCCCUGGCACAGCCGCCGUGGCCGGUCGAGCCCGGGUGCUGAGCGUGGGGGAGAAGCUGAUGAGGGCAGGUAGCGAUGGGAUCCUGAACAGACAGAAGUCUUUACCGGCCACUACGCCACAGGACAAACCACAGAGCGAGACUCAGGGCGAGCCUCAGGCCCCGAGCCAGAGUCCAGGUGAGAAGGGCCAAAAUAUGGACCCUCCUAAGAGCAAGAUCAGCCCACCUAAAGCUCAGCAGCAAGGCUCUGUGCACAAACAAACCAAAAGCAACCUGAAGGUAACCUCCCCAGAGGACGCUGAGCGUGUAAGCCGCAGACAGGCCUCCCCAAAUGGGACGGCUUCUUCCAGAGGGGACUCCAAAGGUGGACGCACUGUCCCUCGAAGGCACACAUUAGGAGGAGCCCGCAGCUCCCGGGAGAUCCUGGCUAUGCAGCCGUCAGAUAUGGACAAGAAGAGGGAGGCCUUCCUGGAGCACCUAAAGCAAAAAUACCCCCAUCAUGCCUCUGCUAUCAUGGGCCAUCAGGAAAGGCUGCGGGAGCAGAGCAGAAGCCCAAAGCACGGCCCCAGCCCCCAGCCCAGUGUCGGCGACCAGGUCGACCACCUCUCCCUGGCCUCCCUGGAAUCGCUGGACGCCAUGUCCGAGACCGAUGCGCCCACAACCUUCACCCGCGGCAGCCGGGUUCGUGCCAGCCUGCCUGUGGUGCGAUCAACCAACCAGACAAAGGACCGCUCACUAGGUGUACUGUACCUGCAGUACGGGGACGAGACCAAACAGAUUCGCAUGCCUAAUGAGAUCACCAGCAUCGACACAAUCAGAGCUCUGUUUGUUAGUGCCUUCCCGCAGCAGCUCACCAUGAAGAUGUUGGAGUCGCCCAGCGUUGCUGUCUACGUCAAAGACGACAUGAGGAAUAUGUACUAUGAGCUCGCUGAUGUCAGGAACAUCACAGACCACUCCUGCCUGAAGGUUUACCACAAAGAUCCAGCGCAGGCCUUCAGCCAUGGAGCCCGACCUGCCAACGGCGAUGCCAGGAUGCACAACGAGUUGCACAUGCGCCGCGAUGGCCAGCACCCUCUAAGACAUCCCCCAGUGGUCCCCCAGCACAUCACCCCAUGCAGGGAGCCUCCCCCCGACUCCCACUCCAUGCCUCCAUCCCCCUCCAGAAUCCCAUUGGCACGACAGGGAUCUAUACCUGGGAACGCCACUAUUUCCGAGAGACCGAUUGUCUAACGCCAACCUCCAGCUCGUUCCAUCUCGCCCUGUCCAGCGCCAUCCUGGAGAGGCGGGACGUCAAAGCCGGAUGAGGACAUGGGAGGGAAGAGCCACAGUCUCGCUCGGGGAAAUGAGGGCUUGUAUGCAGAUCCGUACUUGCUCCAAGAGGGGCGGAUGACCAUGGCUGCAGGGCACGGACCACACCCCAACCCUGGGCUGGAGGGUCCAGAACACGGCAUGGGGGGAUUUCACCGUGCCUCCAUCCGCUCCACAGGCUCCUACAGUGGGCCCAGCCCCACCGACACUAUAGAUCACCCUUCACUGUACAGGCAGAAGUCCAGGAACAGUCAGCUGCAUCUGGGUUCCAAGACUCCUCCUCUCCCUCACCGGAUGACUGAGGUACGGAUGAUUGACAUCCACAGCGGGCUCCUCAUGGUUCCCCCUCAUGGUGUUCCACCUCAUGGUGUUCCCAUGGAGAGAAGCUCACCAGUACGCCAGUCCUUCAGAAGGAGGAAGUGGGCGGUACUAACCCCGGAACAACAUGGGAUCACUGUGGUUACAGACAUCCAGGGUCACAUCCAGGGGCCCAUCCCAGCUGCCAAUGACAUCAGACACGGUAAGAUCCCAACGCGGCCGAAUAUUCUGUACAAGCGAAUGAAGGCUAUGGAGCAACAGAUUGCCAGCUUGACUGGUCUUUCAGCAUGCACUUUUAAAGGGCCCAACACUAGUGGCACCAAGGAGCCUCUAAGACUUUUUGUGGCACCGAAGACCUCAUCUCCAGCCCACAGUGCACAUAGUUCAGGUGGUUCUCCAGUUUUAGCUCCCAAGAGUAACGCAGCCCCAUCAGAGAAGAGCUCAGUUCCUCUCAAAGUCAACCUCCUGCAGUUCAGGAAGAACGUUUCUGACCUCAGGAUGCAACUCCAUCAGAUGAGACAGCUGCAGCUCCAGAACCAGGAGGCAUUACGGGUGCAGCUGAAGCGUGCCGAGCAGGAAAUCAGUAUUAAACUCGCAGAGGCCAUGCGGCGUCUGGAGGACCCUGUCCAGAGGCAGAGAGCUUUGGUGGAAGAAGACAGGCACAAAUACUUGGGUCUGGAGGAGCGUGUCCUCACACAGCUCAGUGAGCUGGAGCAGUUUGUGGGUUCUCUGCAGAAGGAUUCAGCAAACACACAAAGAGCUGUGACUUUAAGGGAUGUAGAAGAGGGAGCAGUAACUUUGAGGAAGGUGGGAGAGUCUCUGGCGGGGCCUCAAAGGUACGAUGGAGAGUUUCCAGCCCUGCAGACCAGAAUGCGUGCUGUGCUCAGAGUGGAAGUGGAAGCUGUCAAGUUUUUGAAGGAGGAGCCUCAUAAACUGGACAGCAUGCUGAAAAGAGUCAAAAGCCUGACCGAUACACUCAGCAGUCUGAGAAGAAGUGCUACGGAGUUUUCUCAGAAGGGACCUGAUCCUUCCACUGCUGUCUCAGUGGAUAACAGCCCUGCAGCAGCAGCAGAAGCCCCACCAGAGCCUCAGACCUCCACCAUCAGAUCCGAGGUGAUGCCUUCCUCCCCAAUGGUCAUACAUCAUGUCCAGAGCUCCCCGGUCCACAUGCAGCAGUCCCAGCAGUCUGCGGCCUUGACAGCUCAGCCCAUCCCACCUGAGCAAAAAUCAAGGCCGGGAAUCUCCCAAAGCGGCAGCCUCGGAUCCACCGAGUCCGCCCACCAGAAGAAGACUCAGGGGAACCCGGUGAAUAAUGGAAACGGCACUGCCAACCAGGAUCUGGUCAUAGAAGAGCUUCAGAACAGUUCAGGACAAAGCAAAAACAGAGCUAUGUCCAUAGAGCCAGCUGAGAAAGAGUGGGAAGAGAGGAGGCCUAACAUGGGUCAUUAUGAUGGAAAAGAGUUUGAGAAGAUCCUCCAAGAGGCCAGGCCAACAUGAUGGAAAGGAAUUCCUAAUCUGGAGGUGGAAGAGAACUCGGCACUGCCUCAUGCUGACGCUGCAGAACAAGAAGUCACCCACAGCCCUGCCGAGCCCCCAUCAGGAUGGAGAAACCUGCCAAGCCAGCACUGGAGAGACCCUCCAAAACUGCCAUCAGGCCCGCAGCCCCUGACAGUUUUGACCAGGCAGGGGUCUGACAAGGCGAGCAAGUCUCCACCUCCACCUCCUCCAAGGAAAACCUACAGCUCCAGCUCAGGCAUGACCACCACCCGCUCCGGAGAGGUGGUCUACACGAACAGGAAGGAGUCCGUCUCAGCUCAGGUGAGUGCAGAGGCUCCACCUCCAUCUCCCCAGCCGAAGCCCACCAAGGUUCCACCAGAGACCAAGCCGAAGCCAGCCACCCCUCCUCCUGUCACCACCUCCGUUACCAGAGAAGAGGAGGGAGGAGACAAGAUCAUGGCAGAGCUUCAGGUGUCAAAUGUCAAUGUUAAUGACAAUUCUUCAAGCCAGCAGCAGCAGCAGCAGCAGCAGCAGCAGCAGCAGAAGCCACCUCCUCUGUCUUCGCCCACCAAAUCACCUUUUAGUUCCUCCACCCAAAAGACUUCUAGUAAACAAAGCAAGCCACCUAAAGCUAACGCUGAAGACAGUGAUGAUGGGGCUAGUCUUUGUCCUGACCAACCAGGAGAAGAGGCACCCCCACCCCCAGACAAUGUUGCAUUUAUGAUCACCAACACCAAGGUUCAGGCUUUGUCUUGUGGCGAGUACCAAGAGCUGGUCAAUGCCAAGAAAGGAAGCGUCCAGACUGUUACUGUAGGCAAUGCAGCAAACCGAAGGAGCGCCCCAGUAGAUCCUUCGGUACCACAGGAUAAUGGCUUCAACAAGAAGCCUGUAAUCAUCAUCUUUGACGAACCGAUGGACAUCCGUUCAGCUUACAAGCGUCUGUCCACCAUCUUUGAAUGUGAGGAGGAACUGGAUAGGAUGCUGGCGGAAGAGCGCAUCGAUGAGGAGAGUGAGGAGUCUGACUCAGAGAAGAGUAGUGGGCUGUCGGGAAAAGGUGGAGAAACCACAGUGGUUGAUGGCAAAAUGACCCACUCACAGGGCACUGCUGAUCACGCCAGCUUAUCAUCCUCAUCUUCAUCCUCAAUAUCUGAACUAACAGACAGCGGAGUAAAUCAAGAGUCAAAUGGAGAUACCAAGCAAGAUGGUAAGAAGAAGUUCAAAUUCAAGUUCCCUAAGAAACAACUGGCAGCGCUGACCCAAGCCAUACGCACGGGUACCAAGUCAGGAAAGAAGACUCUGCAGGUGGUCGUGUAUGAAGACGAGGAAGAAUCUGAUGGGACUAUCAGGCAGCACAAGGAAGCAAAGAGAUUUGAGAUUGCACGUUCGAAAUCCCUAGCAGAAACACCCAAGGGAACGGGCACCACUGCGCCGAAGAAGCAAAACUCCGACGCCCUCUGCAGGACAGAUGAGAUUCGGAAGAACACCUACAAGACACUGGACAGCCUAGAGCAGACCAUCAAGCAACUGGAGACCACCAUUAGUGAGAUGGGGCCACGCUCCCCCGAAGAGCCGGUCGGCCCUGAGGAGGCAGAAGCUGGGAAUGGGAAAAAUUCAGAAGGAGUGGGGCUGAAGAGGUCUUCCUCUCUGCCUACCUCCAGAGGGCAUGGCCCUAAGGUACCCAGCAAAAGUUCAUUGCAGAAGAAGACAAAACCUCAGCUGCUUCCUCGCCCUGUAAUCCCUUCUACCACCAACACCGCCACCACCACCACUACUACUGUCCCCAGCACCGUACAACAGAACACCAGUGUCGCUUCCCCUACUAGUCGGAUGCCCGUCCCUUUAUCCGCGAAGUCCAGGCAGUCACCGGGCACAACUGACAAAGCAGGAAAACAACAAAAACUGCAGGACGCUCAGAGGCAGUUCCGACAGGCUAACGGAAGUGCUAAAAGAGUGGGAGGGGAUCAUAAAACAACUUCCCCCACUGUACCCAUCUCUAAAAUCCCUGCUUUUUACCCUAGCUCUACUAAAGGCAGCUCCCAGUCUGCGCCAAACUCAGAUGCUACUAAUCCCAUUAACCCUUCUUCCUCCUCCUCCUCCUCCUCUUCCUCCUCUGUGACAAAGUCCUCCAUGCUGUCCUCUCGUUCCGGUUCCCUGCCGUCCUCCCACAUCCCCUCCCUGUCUAACGGAUCCCUCAAACUGCCCUCACAGCACACAGGUAAAGCUCUCUCGUUCUCCUCGCAGACCCCCAACGGUCGAGUGCACUCCUCCUCCUCCUCUUCAUUCUCCUCCUCCUCCUCCUCAUGCUCCUCCUCCUCCCCCUCCCCUCUGUCGCCCACACCUUUGGGCCCAGGUGGAAAGAGCAUCCGCACCAUACACACCCCCAGCUUCACCAGCUACAGGUCCCACAACGGCAGCAACGGAAAAUCCUGCAUCCCAACAGCCACAGCAGCUAAGGACACUACUUAGUACCAUAAUCGCAUAGCAGGUAGACCUGGGUCAUGUUUUAUACUAUAUAGUUUUGGUUUUGUGUUUUGUUUUCCUUUUUCUUCUGUUUUUGAAAGUUUUUUGUAAAAGUAUUAAGUGACGCACUCCCUCAACUCAUCUUUUAUUUUGACACUGGCAUUCACAGACUUUUGUUCAUUUUCAAAUUUUUGCAUCAUACUUGCUUGGAUUUUGAUUCUCUCUUGAAGGUGUAACAGAAAAUAUUUUGUAAUGUAACUAAAAAGUAACCUAUUUAGUUUUGCCACUUUGUAGCUGAAGUGGAAGGCGUUCAUGUUGAAAAUAUAUUUUCCUGCUGUAGCUACGAAUAGGGAAUUUAGAGUUGAUGUACAAUCACAAAAUAUCAUGUAAAAAUUGUGUUUUAUUUUUGAAACGACAGAUUGAAUAACCAUAGUAUAUUUAAUCUUCUAUAUUUCCUAUGUUGCCAGACAUUCAACGCAGCCCUUGUAAAUGCCUUUUAUGAAUGUAUACACGAUGUAUACACACAUUUAAACACAUGUAACUUUAGUUUUCUAAGAGUAUUUUCUCAUUCUCCACCCAUUGGAACUGCCAAUUUAUUUUACAGGUGUACAACUGGUAUCAUGAGUAAUCAAGUUUUCAUUUUAUUGUGCCUAUUUGCCAAAGUUGUUGUAUAAUGACUCACUUCAGGCCUAACACAGUCAUGAGCUUUAGGGGAAUUUACAUGCACACUCUUGGUGUGACGGCUGAAGUGUUGACCUCAGUGGUUGUACUGCUGGUCUCAGUUUGUUAAGUUAACAUGUAUUGUUGUCUAAAUGUAAUCUGUACUAAAAAAAAAGAAGAUAAAACUGUUCUACCACGUGUACAUAAAUGCUUCUACUAAGAAAAAUAAGUAGUUUUGUUAACAUACCAAAGUUUAUUUGUAUGCAUGCCUUUCAGAUACUUUAGGAGAGUGGUGUAAAAGAAGAAUCAUGUUUGCACAGAUAGAUUUUGUAAAUAUUUGUUUUUUUCUCUCUUUUUUUUGUAAAGCUUUAAAUCAUACUAUAAAGGAGCAAUGUGGUAAAGACAAAACUGUGUUGGAGUAGCAAAAAAAUAAAGACUUGCAUGCUUGUAGUGCAUUGAC
Messenger RNA from Acanthochromis polyacanthus (spiny chromis), 7901 nucleotides. Its product is annotated as sickle tail protein. Lineage: Eukaryota; Metazoa; Chordata; Actinopteri; Pomacentridae. Gene Ontology annotation, cellular component: cytoplasm. The record is from RefSeq and is a predicted model, not a curated record.